GCUACAGCAGCAGCUGCUCCUCCAUGGACGCCCUCUCCGGCCGCCAGUCUGACCCUGGAGACGACUGUGCUUCCGUUAUCCUGACCUGCCUCUUCUGCAGGUUCUCCGAGCUCCUGCUCAUGCUACCGCCGCUCUGCGAGGCUGCACUGAGCCAUCGCUUCUCCGCCUCGGCCCAACAGCCGCCCGCUACCAACGACGACAUUGGCUGCGGCCUGGAGUUCGACUGCAGCGCGCUGGAGGUGUGUCUGGAGGCGGGCGAGUGCCUGGAGCUGGCCAUGGAGAUCUCUGAGAUCUGCUACCGCUGAUCCGCUAAAGGUGCAGGGGGAAGGGGUUUGGGCACGUCGGUUAUGAUGGGUGCAUGUCCUGCAUUACCCAGAGAGGGCAAGCGUUCUCCACAGAGCCACCGCAGAGCGAUCCCUGAAGACGUAUAGAUGGGGAUGUGUGCUUCCGGACCGUGGGACUCGAGUUUCCAUGCAUGAGUCAUCAGCGACGCAUCAUUUGAUCUGUGCCGCUCUCCUCUGGGCAUCCAGCACAGUCGAUGGCUGCCCUGGACACCAGGAUAUCACUUCUGCCUGAAGAGGAACGGCUGCAUCAGAAGCUUACUGGAGAAUUGGAAGAGAUUUAUGACUUCAAAGAACAAUAAUGGACACCUGCCCAACACGCUGGAUGUAAUAUUGAUCCGGAAAUCCUGAGAAGCCCCUGACGUCACUCCUUUCAGUGGGAUACGAACCCAAACAGCUUAAGUACAUACCUGUCUGUUUAUAUGUAUUGGAAUGCCUAUGUUGACCCUACGGCUCCCCCGGUGGACCAUCAGCUGCAUUGCAUGAACUGUCUUUGUCACCCUACAGCCAACACCCCCAGUCCCCCCUCCCCCACCCGCCUGGUCUUAAAGGCACAGCGCAGUCACAUAAUGAUAUACUCCUCUACUCCAGAGAAGCUGUUCUGAAUGCGGAGGACUCGCAGUCGUCAUCGCUGGACCACUGCCUCUGUCGACAGGCCCUCUGUAAAUUGAAGUCAUAAAGGACAUUCAUCCUUGAAGGACCCAUUGACCUAUGACCUCUCUGUCCUUCUAGAAUGUUCUUAUAAGCUGACUGUCUGCACGACUGUCGCUCGUCACAUAAGAAGACAGACGGAGAAGAGGGCGAAUUAAUUGCGGGAAUUAUGUAAAUUGUGGACGACACUGAAAGAUAUUUAUGUUCCGCUGAUAUGUUGGACUUGCGGAAUGUGCACAAAAUAUACUGUAUUAGGGAGAAAUGUGAUUGUACUAGCUUAGCUACUUGUAAACAAUAAUCAUAUAUGCAGACUCAAUGGCAUCUUGGUUCUAAAAAAGAGCACUGAACCGUUCAACGUGA
This is a messenger RNA of Brienomyrus brachyistius, 1352 nucleotides long. RefSeq names its product MyoD family inhibitor domain containing 2 (gene mdfic2). Bases 24 to 305 code for a protein of 93 amino acids. The transcript has 2 exons. The record is from RefSeq and is a predicted model, not a curated record. NCBI's taxonomy places the organism in Eukaryota, Metazoa, Chordata, Actinopteri, Osteoglossiformes, Mormyridae.